AACCGUGAACUGCUGCCUGGAAACUUGAGGAUCUUUCCUUUCUACCAUGGUCUCUUGUUCUUGUUUCUUAUUUUCCCUGAAAAACAAUUAUAAAUUAAUUUUUUAUUCCCAAAUAUCAAAAUUCCUUCUCCCCCUUCUCUUCAAAACCAUAUAUAGCCAAAAGAUUCAGCUUUCAAAGGAUUCGUAUGGGGCGCCACAUAAAGCCCUAAUGAGAAAGAGAAAGUGGUAAAAGAAAUUAAGAAAAUCACAGAUACAAAGUAUUAGCUAAUUUAUGUAGUUUCUUUCUUCAAGCCCCACCUUCUGUUCAAGUGAUCAAUACUGUCAACUCCUGUCAUAACUGCUCUUCCCUGUCCGCAAUAUCGAGAACACCAUAUUCUCUCCAUUACGACCACCACCACCACCAUAAAUGCUUCUGUUCAAUCAUUUUUAUUGUUCAUAUAGAAAAGGAUAGUUUUUUAUGUGUUCAGCCGUAAGAUGAAAUGAAAUGGAAUAGGGGUGGUGCUGUAAGUGGGGUUUUCUUGGUUUUUUUCUUUGUGGGUUCUUCACUUUCAAUGUGUUUCUGGCUUAGGUAGUAUUUGUAGUGAGCAUCUAACGUUGCUGCAGAGCUACAAAGAAAAGGAAAAAUGUCAGAAAUGAGAGUUUCUGAUCCGAAUAGGCUGCAUUUGAAGAAGGAGCUUACUCAAAUCAGAAAAGCAGCUCGAGUUUUGCGCGAUCCAGGAACUACCCCUUCAUGGAAGUCACCUCUUAGUUCGUCUAGAUCUGCAGCAGCUGUAACUCUAGCUGCUGCUGCUUGGAAGCAGCUUGAGAAUGAGAAUGUAAUCCCAAAUGGGAGUAAUUCCAUUUUGAACACCCAAUUCAGGGAUAAUGGGAGAGAAAAGAGAGUGUUCCUGUACAAUUGGAAGACUCAGAAAUCCUCCAGCGAGAAAAGUGCAACGGCAAGAAAUGAUGCUGAUGAAGACUAUGAGUCUCGUUCGAUUCAAGAGAGCCUCGAUGAUAGCUUGAGCGAUGCAAGGAAUGCAGCAGAUUCCAAGAGUGACAGUUACAUUGGCGAGAGUAGGUCUGCUUCAACGAUUUUCAGGUGUAGAGAUGCGAAUUCUGUAUCGCCAUCAACUAAAAGAGCAUUGGGGAUCAAGAAAAAGAGUAAGAAAACUAACACCCAUAUGGAUAUUAUGUCUAGAUAUCAACAAAAAGAGAUUAAUUUGAGAAGAUUGCUCAAGAGUCAUCCUUCAUUGGCUUUAGGUUUAGGAAGGGACGACUCUGUAGAUCAAUCUGAUGAUACCGAAGAAUAUGGUAAUUCUGAGGAUCUAAGAAAGAUUUCAGGGGCAUCCCCUUUUUUAAUAAAAUUUAACAAUAAGAAUUGGUCAAAUUCUCCAUCUAAAUUUUUGAGGAGUAGUCAAAAAGAGGACUCUUCUUACUGUUAUAGCACACCUGCAUUAUCAACUAGUUCUUAUAAUAGGUACUGUAAUCGUAACCCAAGCACUGUUGGAUCUUGGGAUGCCACCACAACCUCAUUGAAUGAUGGGGAUGAUGAGGUGGAUGACCAUUUGGAUUUGCCGGGUCGCCAGGGAUGUGGGAUUCCUUGCUGUUGGUUCAAAAGGACACCUAGACACAGAGGGGUAUGCGGAAGUUGUUUUUCUCCUUCCCUUUCAGAUGCUAUACGGCGGAAAGGGACUAGCAUUCUGUGUGGUAGUCAGUCAAUUUAUCAUAGACACCAGCGUUCAUCAUCAUUUUCAAAUAAGAGAAGAAUUGCUUCCAGAAGUUCCCAAGGACUUCUGCCAUUGCUUACAAAUAUUGGUGGCAGAGGUUCAUCUAUUGGAACUGGUCAUAGUGAUGAUGAACUCUCUACCAACUUUGGUGAGCUUGAUUUGGAGGCCCUGUGUAGAUUGGAUGGGAGGAGAUGGUCUAGUUGUAGGAGUCAAGAUGGGUUAGAUAUUGUAGCUCUAAAUGGAGAUGGGGAAGAGGAAGGUACACCUGAAAAUAUUCAAAGUUUGACUAAAAAAUACAAGCCUCUCUUCUUUGAUGAAGUGAUAGGGCAGAACAUUGUGGUUCAAUCUCUCAUAAAUGCUAUUUCCAAGGGAAGGAUUGCCCCUGUUUAUCUUUUCCAGGGUCCCAGAGGGACUGGUAAAACAUCAACAGCCAGGAUUUUUGCCUCUGCGUUAAAUUGUAGAUCUACAGAAGAAACAAAGCCAUGUGGGUACUGCACAGAAUGUGCUGAUUUCAAUUCUGGUCAGACUAGGUAUCUAUGGGAAGUUGAUGCCACAAAUAAGAAGGGAAUUGAUAAAGUUAGGAACCUUUUGAAGAAGGUUUCACAGUGGCCACCAACAGGCUCUUCUCGGUACAAGAUUUUUCUCAUUGAUGAGUGUCACUUGUUGCCAUCUAAGAUGUGGCUGGCAUUUUUCAAAUUUCUUGAAGAACCACCACAGCGAGUUGUGUUCAUAUUUAUAACAACUGAUCCUGAUAAUGUACCUCGUACUGUACAAUCAAGGUGUCAGAAGUACCUAUUUAGCAAAAUUAAAGAUGGGGAUAUUGUGGCAAGGUUGAGGAAAAUUUCUACCAAAGAAAAUCUAGAUGCUGAAUUGGAUGCAUUGGAUUUGAUUGCUUUAAAUGCAGAGGGUUCACUUCGAGAUGCAGAAACUAUGUUAGAUCAGUUGAGCUUGUUGGGGAAGAGGAUAACUACAUCUCUUGUAAAUGAGCUUGUGGGUCUUGUUCCAGAUGAAAAAUUGCUGGAACUUUUGGAGUUAUCAAUGUCUUCAGAAACAGCACAAACGGUGAAGAGGGCUAGGGAUUUAAUGGACUCUGGUUUUGAUCCCAUGGUUUUAAUGUCUCAACUGGCGAGCCUCAUUAUGGACAUCAUUGCAGGAACUUACAAUGUUGUUGAUAUCAAAUAUAGCCAUUCAUUCUUUGGUGGACAAAGCUUGACUGAAGCAGAACUGGAGAGAUUGAAGCAUGCACUGAAGCUUCUUUCGGAGGCUGAGAAACAGCUACGGGUUUCAAGUGACCGAUCAACAUGGUUCACAGCGACUCUUUUACAGCUUGGUUCAGUGCCCUCACCAGAUCUUACUCAGUCAAGCAGCAGUAGAAGACAGAGCUCGGGAACAACUGAGGAGGAUCCUUCGAGUGCUUCUGGAGUUACGAUUCACAAGCAGAAAUCAGAUGCUCAUUAUUUACCUCGUAGAUCAAGUUCUGCUUCCUUGUACAAAGCAAUAAAUAAAAAUUCCAGUCAUCAAGGAGAAUUUGGUUUGAAUUCUAAUCCCCCUUCAAGUCGAACAAUGGAUAGCCUUACCUCUUCUGCCUCACAGGAUGAUGAACUGGUUGGAAAUCUGCUAUAUAGAGUCAGAAACUCUGAUAAGUUGGAUCAUAUCUGGGAAAAGUGUAUUGCAAAGUGUCACUCAAAUACACUUAGGCAGCUGCUGCAUGCUCAUGGAAAACUUUUCUCCAUAUCUGAAGUUGAAGGUGCUUUGGUUGUUUAUGUUGCAUUUAGGGAUGAAGAUGUUAAAGCAAGAGCUGAAAGGUUUAUGAGCAGUAUCACAAAUUCAAUUGAAAUGGUCUUGAGAUGCAAUUUAGAGGUACGGAUUAUACUAAUGCCAGAUGGUGAGGAUUCUAUGAAUUGUGUGAAUCUAAGUGAGUUGCAAGGUCAAAAGCGGGCAGGAGCAACUUUGGGAAUUGAGCAGAAAAGAAAAGCAAAUGGCUUGAACCCAGUAAAUGGUUACACUGAUUCCCAACAAGAAUCCCUAAAGUUAUGCAGAGGAAGCUCCAAUGAUUUGGAGUGCAAACUAAAAGGAGGACCAGGAGAUCAUUUCAAAUCCUUAAUAUUGCUGGAUAGUGCUUUACAAUCUACUGCUCUAUCCAAUGCUGAAAAUGGUUAUGUGAAAGAGGAGAGGCAGGAAUCACCAAUGCAGAGAAUAGAAUCCAUCAUCUGGGAACAGAGGUUAGAAACUGCCUGGCUACAGGCUGCAGAGAAAGGCACCCCAGGAUCAUUAAGUCUUUUGAAACCUGAGAAGAAUCAAGUGCUGCCUCAAGAGGACAUCCAUCAUCAAAAUAAAAUGGAAUCUGCAAGUUCAGUGAGUCUGCCAUCUCAGCAUUGGGAAGAUGAACUAAAUUAUGAACUCAAAGUUUUGAAAAUGGAAGAUCGGAGGGUGAUCCAUGAGGACCAAAUUGGUAAAAGAGCUGAUUGUUACUCAUCAUCUCCAAGCUUGUUGAAUGAUAGCAACUUUGUGGGCAUUCCAAUCAAAGAAAGCCUGAUGUAUGAAUCAAGUUCAGCAAGCAGAGGUUGCAGUGGGCUUUUCUGUUGGAAUGCCAACAAAUCUCUUAGGCAGAAGGUGAAAGGGACCAUUGUUCGCUCCGGACGCAGAGGCGGACGACUUUCAUUGUUUUGGGGGUGUGGGAAGCAUAAGAAAUCAGAAAGCAUGAAUAUAAGAUAUAUGGGAUAUCAGAUAUAGGGUUUGUUCGGUAUUGCUAUUGCAAAAAAAAAAGAGAGUAUAUUUUUAAUAUAUUAAUAAAAAAUCAUUGGCAUUUUAUCCUAGCCAAUUGAAUUAA
Molecule: messenger RNA, 4536 nt
Organism: Hevea brasiliensis (rubber tree)
Lineage: Eukaryota; Viridiplantae; Streptophyta; Magnoliopsida; Malpighiales; Euphorbiaceae
Product: protein STICHEL
Exons: 6
Coding region: 624-4439 (1271 amino acids)
Biological process (GO): DNA-templated DNA replication; DNA repair
Cellular component (GO): DNA polymerase III complex; DNA replication factor C complex; nucleus
Molecular function (GO): DNA binding; DNA clamp loader activity; ATP binding
Source: RefSeq, a predicted model, not a curated record